ACAGGCGGAGCCCUGGCGAGAACUGACGUCAUUGUCCUGCGACUCCAAAUUAACGUCUGUGGGAAAGCCGGGCUGUCCUGAGUGGGAGUGGCACCGAGCUGCAGGGUAUCUUAAAAAGAAUAUUUUAAAAAUGACCACACCAAACAAGACACCUCCUGGUGCUGACCCUAAGCAGUUGGAAAGGACUGGAACAGUACGGGAAAUUGGGUCACAAGCUGUUUGGUCACUCUCAUCGUGCAAACCAGGAUUUGGAGUGGAUCAGUUACGAGAUGACAAUCUUGAAACUUACUGGCAAUCAGAUGGCUCCCAGCCUCAUUUAGUAAACAUCCAAUUCAGAAGAAAAACAACAGUGAAGACAUUAUGUAUUUAUGCAGACUACAAAUCUGAUGAAAGCUAUACUCCAAGCAAGAUCUCGGUCAGAGUAGGAAAUAAUUUUCACAAUCUUCAAGAAAUUCGGGAGUUUGGAAAAAGCUUGGUUGGCCAUUUCUGUCUUGGAGUCUCUCAUGCAGUUACAGUCCUAUGUCAGCAACUUGAAUUGGUGGAACCAAGUGGCUGGAUUCACGUUCCCUUAACUGAUAAUCAUAAGAAGCCCACUCGCACAUUCAUGAUACAGAUUGCUGUUCUAGCCAAUCACCAAAAUGGAAGAGACACCCACAUGAGACAAAUUAAAAUAUACACACCAGUGGAAGAGAGCUCCAUUGGCAAAUUUCCUAGAUGUACAACUAUUGAUUUCAUGAUGUAUCGUUCAAUAAGGUGACCUUAACACAGAACAAAAGUCAUUAAAUGUACCUUUGUUUUAUCUUGUCAGUAAAUAUUAUAUCUGGAAUCUUUAUUGAAAAAAACAUCAGUUAUUUUGCAAUUUUGUAUGCAUUGAAGAGUAUUUUAUUGUAACUUUAACAAAUAAAUUUUGGGUCAUACUAUUUUUAUUUUCUUUAACAUAUAAUAAAGCUCACAUAUUUUACAUUAUUAAAAAAGUAUUUGAAGCCCCUCAUUAAAUUUUUCAUUAUAUCAAAAGAAAAACAAUUGAACUGAGUAUUUUAAGAGAUACGCCAUUUUUAAUAACCAAGUUAUUAUUUCAUAUAGUGGUCAUGUGUUAGAGUAAUGAUUUAUUGCAUGUUUGGGAACAGUACUAUGUUCUAUCAAUUAAUAGGCCAAAAUUAUUCUUUUUUUCCCCCUCUCUCUAGAGGAAGCUUAUUCUUUUAAUACUGGGCCUUUUAAAAAAUAGUGUCAAAAUAGGCUUAGCAUUAGAUAUCUGAUGAGAACCAUUCUGAUUUGGGGAAUAUAGUUAAUUGUGUCAUAAUUACUUCCAUGAAAUACUUUUAAUCCCAGGGUUCUCUAUAUCCCGAUAUUGUGUCAGAGAUUGCCAGUAUCAUCUGCUAUUUAUUCUAAUGCUAGUGCUGCUUAUAGUAGACUUUUUUUUUUUUUAAUUUGUGUCUGACACAGAAGCAUUCUCUGAGGGAUGAUAAUAUGUCUCAUAAAAAUUUUUAAAAUGUAUAAAAUUGUUCUUUGUAUAUGAAAAUAUUUUAAAGGAGCUUAAACAUGUUUUCUUUCCAUGGUUUAAAAUGAAUAGAUUUGAUUCUGUAUGGUUUUUCUUUUUUUCCCCCUAUAUCUACUACUUUUUAGGAGGAUGGUUAUUUAGCCACAGAACUUACCCAGAUUGGCUCUUAUGUUUAGGAAAGAUUCCUGGGUGGUUCUUGCAUUGCUUGGUAGACUGAAGUCUUGAAUAGUAAAGUUUUAGAUCUUUUUUUUUUUUUUUUUUUUUUUUUUUUUUACUUGAAGUAUACUUAACAUAUAGUGUUCUAUUUGUUUCAGGGUGUAUAACAGUAAUUUGACAAUUCUAUACGUUAUACAAUGCUCACCACAAUAAGUAUAGUUACCAUCUGUCACUAUACAAAGUUGUUGCAGUAUUAUUGAUUAUAUUUUCUAUGCUGUACCUUUCAUCUCCAUGACUUAUUUAUUUUAGAACUGAAAGUCUGUGCUUCUUAAUCCCCUUCACCUAUUUUACCCAUCCUCCUUAUCCCCUCCCCCAUAGCAAGCACCAAUUUUCUAUAUCUAAGAGUUUGUUUUAUUUUUUAGACUACACAUAUAAGUGAAAUCAGAUGGUAUUUGCCUUUCUCUAUUUGACUUCCUUCACUUAGCAUUAUAGCCUCUAAGUCCCUCCAUGUUGUAAAUGGCAAGAUCUCAUUCUUUUUUGUGGCUGAGUAAUAUUCCAUUGUGUAUGUAUUUAUAUAGUACAUCUUCUUUACCUAUUCAUCUACUGAUGGACACUUGGGUUGCUCCCAUAUCUUGACUAUUGUAAAUAAUGCAGCAAUAAACAUAGAGGUGCAUAUAUCUUUGAAUUAGUGUUUUUGUUUUCUUUGGGUAAAUACCCAACAGUGGAGUUGCUGAAUCAUAUGAUAUUUUUAUUUUGAAUUUUUUGAGGAUCCUCCAUAUUGUUUUCUACAGUGGUUGCAUCAAUUUACAUUCCCACCAACAAUCUAUAAGGUUCUCUUUUGUCCACAUCCUCACCAACACUUGUUAUUUCUUGUCUUUUUGAUAAUAGCCAUUCUGAUAAUAGUGUGAAGUGAUAGGUCAUUGUGAUUUUGACCAACGUUUCCCAGAUGAUUAGUGACCAUCUUUUCAUGUAUCUCUUUUGCCUAUUUUUUAAUCAGAUUUUUUUUCUGUUGAAUUGUGGAAGUUCUUUUAUAUAUUCUGGAUAUUAACCCCUUAUUGGAUGUAUCAUUUGCAAAUACCUUCUAUUCAGUAGAUUGCCUUUUUGUUUUAUUGAUGGUUUCUUUUUCUAUGCAAAAGCUUUUUAUUUUGUUGUACUCCCAAUAUUUUAUUUUUGCUUUUGUUUCCCUUGCCUGAGGAAACAAAUCCAUAAAUAUGUUGCUAAGGCCUAUGCCCCACAGAUUACUGCCUGUGUUUUCUUUUAAGAGUUUUAUGGUUUCAGGUCUCAUGUUUAGGUCUUUAAUCCAUUAAAUAGUAAAGUUUAAAAAAUAAUUAUGUGUAUGCUUUAUUCUGGCAAGGAGUACUAAUUUGCAUGACUACUAUAAAAAAAAAAGGUGUCACUUUUUCACUCAGGAGAAUAUCUGAUGUUCUUUCAGUGAGUUCCACAAAGAGUUUUAUUGUCAUUUUCAUUUUGUUUCUUUGAAGUAAGAAGCAUGGUAGGUGAUCUAUAGGGUCACCAAAAAAUCUAUAACCACGACUCAUUUGGGAUCAGCAAAUUAAUCUGAGUAUAGUUGGGGGAUGCUGGAAAUGGAAGGAGAGGAAAACACAUGGAUAGGAAUUAAAAGAAAAGGAGGGAAUCAAAGAAAUAAUAACAAUAUUUACUAGGUACUGUAUUGAAUCUUGUGCUUUAAUCUGAUAAGGAAAACAUUCAUAUAAACAACAGGGUCUUAGUAUAAGAGAUAAAGACAUUUAAUAAAAAAUACAGGAGGGCUUAUUAAUAAUAAUGUUAUUACUUGCUAAAUGCUUAUUAAAAUUUUGCUUAAAAGAAAAAGGAAGAAGACUAAUUAUCAUUUACAUGAUCCCCUCUGUUAUCUCUUACUACUGUUUGCUAUAAGGCUCCUAAAAUCAGGAGGGAUUAAGAAGAAUGUUGAGAAAAUCCGUAUGUUUUCUAUUUCUACUCUUAUUCUCUUUUUUAUAUGCCAGCUGGGUGACCACCUUUCUUAGGCAUGGGGAAUCUUGGUAGCUGAGGAUAAUGGAAAUAAUACUUCCCUUUUUAUAUGGGUUAUUUAAAAUACAGACAGACCAUGUAUUAUAUUGACAAAGCAUAAUUAUCUAAAGUAGUUGCAUUUCUUUUUUAAAAAUGCAUAUUAUAUACUUGACAAAGGAUUUGUAUUUAGAAUAUGUAAAGAAUUUUUACAACUCAACAGUAAGAACACAAACAAUCCAAUAAAGUAAGCAAAAAAUUUGAAUAGUCACUUUACCAAGGAGGGCAUAGGAUUGGCCAAUGAGCAUGUGAAAAGAUGCUCAGCUUCACUCAACAUCAGUGAAAUGCAAAGUAAAGGCACGAUGAGAUAUCAUUUCACAGCUGCUAGAAUGGCUACAAUUAAAAAGAUGAUUGCAAGGGUUGACAAAGAUGUGGAGGAACCAAACCUCACACUGAUGGUGAAGAUGAAAUUGAUGUAUAACCACUUUGGAAAACAGUGUAGUGAUUUUUUUAACAAGUUAAACAUACACCUAUUGUGUGACCCAGUUAUUUCCUCCCUGAUAUUUACCCAACAGAAAAGAAAGCAUAUAUCUAUUCAAGGAAUAUUCAUAGCUUAAUUUUCAUACCUGAAAACUGGAAACAACCCAAAUGUUGGUCAGUAGCAGAAUAUAUGAACAAAUAGUGGUAUAUCCAUAUAAUAGAACACUGCUCAGUAAUACAAAUGAGCAAUACAUGCAACAACAUGGAUAAAUUUUGGUCAUAGUUAUGCAAAGAGAAAGAAGCCAUACAAAAGAGAGUACAUACUGUUUGAUGCCUUUUUUUUUUUUUUUUUUUAAUUCUAGAAAA
Molecule: messenger RNA, 4480 nt
Organism: Leopardus geoffroyi (Geoffroy's cat)
Lineage: Eukaryota; Metazoa; Chordata; Mammalia; Carnivora; Felidae
Gene: ANAPC10
Product: anaphase promoting complex subunit 10
Exons: 6
Coding region: 131-757 (208 amino acids)
Biological process (GO): anaphase-promoting complex-dependent catabolic process; protein K11-linked ubiquitination
Cellular component (GO): anaphase-promoting complex
Source: RefSeq, a predicted model, not a curated record